Paramecium pentaurelia is the source of this 1658-nucleotide messenger RNA. The record is from the annotation of a GenBank genome assembly. NCBI's taxonomy places the organism in Eukaryota, Ciliophora, Oligohymenophorea, Peniculida, Parameciidae.
AUGAACAACAAUAGUCAUACAAAAUUCGAUAUUCUUCCUAAGAUUAUGACUUCAUAACACAAAUUGCUUGAACCAGCCUAUCUAAGGAAUACUCGAAGCAAAUUUAGUCUUAAUGAAAGCAAAAUGUUACCUCUUAUUCAACGAAGUUCCAUCUAAUAAUAAAGUCCAAACAUAAAACAAUUAGUUGUUCAAAGUAAAUAGACUAUUUAUCAAAGGACUUGUUAAUAGUCUUGAUUUUAAUUCAAGACAUUUUGGGGCUGCUUGUGAUAGAGGCUUUUAAGGUUUGUCUAAAUUUCAUUAUUCUCAAAAAUUUGGUCAUUCUAGUGCACGAUUAGAACCUUUAAAUAGAAAUGUUGUUACAGAACUAACUGAUACAGAAGACACAGAAUCUAUUCCAAAAGAGGAGAGGACAUAUUUUAAGAAAAUUUACAAAUAUCAAAAGAUGCCCAUACUUGCUUUAAUAAAAUCUUUCGAAAUAGAGUGGAUAAGAGAAUUCGAAGAUGAAGUAAAUAAGAAAUCAACAAAACCUCUAUAAUUAACAUUUUAAAUGGCUUUAGCAAUAUUAAAUACUCAUUCAGAUUCAUUAGAUUUCUUUCAAAAAAACUUAUAAUUACUGGAGAGAAAUACUGUAGCAUUAAAAUAAAAGGGUUUAAAUAGAUUAAAGUAUAAAGUUAAGUAAUUUGAGACAGAAGAAUUCCAAAGAGUGAUUGUGAUCAAGAAUUAAUCAGGUUAAGGAUUCUUUAGAAUUUAUUAUCCAAUUAUUCAAUUAUAUUAAUAAGAAUACUAACAUAUAUAGACAAUUGAUUUGUCUCCCUAAAAACUCUAUGAUAUUGUUAAAAAUAAUUUCUUUGAAAUGCAUUCAUUUGUAGAAUAAUUUGAUAAUGAAAAAUUAUAAUUGUAUAUUCAAACUAAAUAAGAAGAUGGAUUAAUAUUAUAAGAUUUAAUUGAGCCAUAACCUCAAUAACAAACAUCAUAAUCAGACAUUUAAACUGGUUAAGAUAAUGCAAUAUAAAAUAAAAUUUAAACUGGGUUGCCAGUUAAUAAAGAAUUAACAAUUCUCAUUAUUGAUUGUAAAUUAUUAUAUUUAAUUAGAAAAACAUGAAUUUCCUGAAAAGAUUUUAACACAAAGAUGGAUAAAAUAAGUUACAAAUUUGGAUAAUAAUUAUUAUACAACUGAUUUUUUACCUACAUAAAUCUUAAUAAGGGAGAAAAAAUCAUAACAAAUAAUUAAAAUGUAUUCCCCAACUCUCAAAGAAUUAGAUUCAAUAUUUGUCUUGUUGAAUAGUAAAAACAUGUAAUAGAUUCUUGAUGAAUAUGUUGUACCUAUCUUUGACUUACCUCCAGAAGCCUUUAAUUAUAAAGAUUUUAAAAAGGGAACCAAAAUUCAAUUAAAUUUACCUAUUAUAACUGAAUAACCUUUAGAAAUUACAGAAGAAUAAAUUAACAAUGGUUUAUUUAAUGUAUGGACCAAAGAUAUUGAAAUUAAUAAUAAAGAUUUGUAAAUUAUAAUAGAGUAAUUAUUUUUUAUUAUUAUCAGACCUUGUAUAUUGGAAAUUUAUGAUUAAUUAAAAGCUAGUACAAUUAAAAAAGUAUGCACUUCUAAGGAACUUACUUAAAUUUUAUCAAACAGAUAUUAAAUUGGAUUUAGAUUAAUAUGA